This is a messenger RNA of Coccomyxa subellipsoidea C-169, 1758 nucleotides long. RefSeq names its product Macrocin-O-methyltransferase. NCBI's taxonomy places the organism in Eukaryota, Viridiplantae, Chlorophyta, Trebouxiophyceae, Coccomyxaceae. The record is from RefSeq and is a predicted model, not a curated record. The transcript has 2 exons. Bases 72 to 1010 code for a protein of 312 amino acids.
CACGGUCCAAUACCAGGUUUGAAGAAGCCUACUGAUUAGUGCGUUGAGGCUUGGAGAACAAUUUACGAGCAAUGAUGAGAUGCAUCUUCUUCCUGCUUGGAAUCUUACUACCAAUCUCAUGUGCCGAGAAUUACAGAGGCACACACUUGCAAGCGGCUGUGCAAUGCUCACGCCGUACAAAAUCCAGCGAUGCCCCCGACCUUCGAGAAAUCUAUCUGUGGACACUGAAGAACUCUUUGACCGGGAUGCUAUUGCAGACUCCUUCUUACCAGGCUUACGUAUCAGCUAUGAACACAGCAGACAUGCCUGUUUACAACGAAAGCGUACGUAGCGUCGGACGGGACUGGCCCUUGUACGGCUUAACUAUGGUGGGCAUCAAGCGCCUUGACAACCUACAAAAACUGAUCACCACGAUACUGGCAAACAACGUGGCGGGCGAUUUCGUGGAAUGCGGUGUCUGGCGUGGAGGGUCUUCAAUUUUCAUGCGUGGUGUCUUGAAGGCAUACAAUAGCUUGGACCGUGUUAUUCACCUUGUUGACUCUUUUGAUGGCCUUCCACCCGCAUCCACACCGGAGGAUGAAGACAUUUGGAGCCAGGUCAAUUUUUUGAAGGUGCCCCAGGACACGGUUGAAGAUGGGUUCUCGAGAUACCACCUCCUCGACAAUCAGGUGCAGUUUCAUAAAGGGUUUUUCCGUCACAGCCUGCCAAGAUUCCGGAAGAACUUUGGGGAUCGUAAGAUUGCGCUUUUGCGCAUGGACGGGGACAUGUAUGAGAGCACCAUGGACAUUUUGUUCAAUCUCGCGGAUGUCCUAGCACCCGGCGCUUGCAUCGUUGUGGAUGACUGGGUGAUUGAGGCAUGCCAAAAAGCCAUGAAGGAAUUUUUCGACAUGCAUAACAUGCGCCCUGAAAUCAUUCCCAUUGACAAUGAUGCCGUCUACUUCUGCCUGGAUGAAAGCAUUGACCUCAAAAUGGCGUGGUAUGAGCAAUUUAACAAAAAGCGCAGCCCUUGAGAUUUCUUAUGAUGGUUUUUACAUUUUUCAUAUGACAAAGUGAUGAAUGCUGUUGCACUCUCACCCAUUUCCCCAGGCGGGUGAUCAACAAGUUUCUUGUGUGAUGGGACAUCUUUGACGACAGACACGAUCGCGCAGAUACUCGGCUAGCCUCAUGCUAAAAUUCAAACUCAAUUGCAAACUGAGGCUCAAUGGUGCCACGGUGUGGCAUGUUUCGGCGAUUGCCACAGUGUGACUCACAUCGGAUGUGAUGCAUCAUGACCAGCGUCGGAUUCCAGUAGGCUUGUGGUGCUCUGCGCACACUUUAGCUUGUGUGAGUCUGUUAUAGAGAUUUAGAUGUCCAGCUUCUCUGGAAAAAUUCAUAUACUGUAGUACAGGGGUACAAGUCCAACACAAUUGGCCAUUUUGUUGUGAUAGAACUGAAGUGCUAGAGUUUGUGAACAAUCGUUUGGCAAGAUUUAGAACUUUUGUUGCUAUUGUUGUACAGUGCAUUGUGGUGCUGUGCAACGGAGUGCAAAUAUGUCGUGGUAGGCCCUUCCCCGGGAUUGUAGUACAAUCCCAGGGAUUCAAUCUCGCAGGGAAGUUGAGUGGCUACUAGUGGUGGUACCUAGGCAUUAAGGGCCCUUGGGGAAGGGGUAAUUAAUAUACUAAGUAUAUUCAUUACUAUUUAGUAUAUGAACUUACUGAGUAUAUUAAUUACCCCAACCCGGGAUGCACCUCAAAAAUAGAUGUAAUAAGUUUCAGUCAC